AUGUUGAUCCUGUCCACGCCCAAGAAUAUAAUGGGCCAGGCCAUCUCUCGCAUAUCACUGCGCUUCUGGGUCCUCCUCAAAAAUUUUUUGGGCGAUGGAAAAAGAACUGAGCUUUUCUAUACGUCUGAUGGAAGUCUCAAAGACCCAAUCCUCUUUCCGACAGACUUUAACUUCCAGAGCUUGCUCAAAAACAUACAUGGCGACGACAAGACGAUGUUUAUCGAAUUUGUCAAAAGGAUGAUCAAAUGGCGGCCGGAAGAACGGAGUACAGCAAAAGAACUGCUUCAAGACCCUUGGCUUGCGGCGGAAUAUGACGAGAGCUGA
Molecule: messenger RNA, 324 nt
Organism: Aspergillus nomiae NRRL 13137
Lineage: Eukaryota; Fungi; Ascomycota; Eurotiomycetes; Eurotiales; Aspergillaceae
Product: protein kinase
Exons: 2
Coding region: 1-324 (107 amino acids)
Source: RefSeq, a predicted model, not a curated record